GCAAGCACAUGACGUCACGCGAGGAGGAAGGGGUCCCCCAAAUCCCCUGACCCGACAACGCGCAGGAGAUUUGUAUUGAUCUUCUUUGGCAGAAACGUUUCUAUGGCAACAGGCGGAGAAAUACGCACUCCUAUUGUGAGGAUUACCUGUUUUUUAAAGUUUAAAAAAUCACCCCCUUGGCAAGAGUUACCGACGAUGUCGUGAUAUAACUGACAUUACCGGCGUCGCUUCAGGCUGUCGCGGCUGGUUGGCUAUAUAUUGCUCCGCCCUGGUUGUCGAGUCAGCAGUCUCAAGCAGGCAGGCAGUCCGUCAGUUCAGACUUAGCACCAACACACAGCAGUCAUCAUGAGUUGGGGAUACGGAACCGAGAACGGACCCAAGUCAUGGGUCAACAACUUCCCCAUAGCCGCGGGCAAGCAACAGUCUCCUGUGGACAUCAACUCGACCAAUGUCGAGUUCGACCAGAAGCUCGAGGCCAACCCUCUUUCUGUCAAGUACUUCAUCGAACAGAACAUGGACUUCGAGAACACAGGGUUCUCCGUCAAGGCCAAUAUCCGGGAACCGUCGACUAUCUCAGGGGGCCCCCUGGACAGCACGUAUCAACUUGAGCAGUUCCAUCUCCACUGGGGGUCAUGUGACGAGAGGGGGUCGGAGCACACAGUGGAGGGCAAGACAUUCCCAGCCGAGCUUCAUCUAGUCCAUUGGAACCGUGAUAAAUACUCCAGUUUCGGCGAAGCAGCAGACAAACCUGAUGGUUUGGCAGUGUUUGGAAUCUUCUUGGAGGUUGGCGCUGAGCAUCCGGGUUUCAAACCUUUUACCGACGGUUUAGAUGCUGUCAAGUUCCGUUCCAAACAUGAGCAGGUCAAAGGCCAGUUCAACCCCAAAUGUUUCCUCCCAAACACAAUGUCCGAGUACUGGACUUAUCCCGGGUCUCUGACCACGCCCCCCUGCUACGAGAGUGUCACGUGGAUAGUAUUUAAAGAACACAUGGUUGUGUCGGAGAGUCAGUUAAAGGCUCUUCGAAGUCUGUGUUGUGGGGACUGCGACGGCGACUGCAUCGUCGACAACUACAGGCCACCGUGUGAGCUAGGCAGCAGAAAGAUCCGUGCAGCAUUUCAUUAAUGACUGAAAUAACUGUGGCUUCAACGAUAUCUGACUGACACAAGGAAUGAAGAUCACGUUGACCGACCCCGACUGGCGGAAGGAAUUGUAGAACACUGCAGACAUUGUUUGUGACGAUCACACAACAGGGAUGGACUGACAUUGUGAGAUUUCAUCAGAAGUUUAACAGAGCACUAGAUAUGAAUCAUGAUCAUUAGAAUUCAACUGGGACGAUUCAAUGAGCUGACAUUAUUCAAUUUUGUUCCCGGAAGAACGAAAGGUUGACUUGAGCAUGUGGAGUUGUUGUUUCGUGUAUUUAGAACAUGAAUUAUGGUGGGAAAGCACAAAGGGCUCACAAUUUAUGUUCCACUUGGUGUGAUAUUGUAACCCGAUGGCAAGAACUGAUAAAACGGUUAUUCCAGGUCUUCUGUGGACAACCCAGCGCCCAUAAUAUUGGUCACUGAACUGAGUAUGAGAGGUUGUGGUGUGAAUGGAUCAUGUCAUUUCAACAUUAAUGCAACGUCUUUCAUCAUAUUUUUGU
Molecule: messenger RNA, 1642 nt
Organism: Haliotis rufescens (red abalone)
Lineage: Eukaryota; Metazoa; Mollusca; Gastropoda; Lepetellida; Haliotidae
Product: carbonic anhydrase 2-like
Exons: 8
Coding region: 346-1122 (258 amino acids)
Cellular component (GO): cytoplasm
Molecular function (GO): carbonate dehydratase activity; zinc ion binding
Source: RefSeq, a predicted model, not a curated record